This is a messenger RNA of Saccostrea cuccullata (small rock oyster), 4272 nucleotides long. RefSeq names its product DENN domain-containing protein 1B-like. Gene Ontology annotation, molecular function: phosphatidylinositol phosphate binding; guanyl-nucleotide exchange factor activity. The record is from RefSeq and is a predicted model, not a curated record. Gene Ontology annotation, biological process: endocytosis; endocytic recycling. Gene Ontology annotation, cellular component: intracellular membrane-bounded organelle; cytosol. The transcript is spliced from 21 exons. The coding region runs from base 157 to 2952 and encodes 931 amino acids. NCBI's taxonomy places the organism in Eukaryota, Metazoa, Mollusca, Bivalvia, Ostreida, Ostreidae.
CGAGACUACCCGAAAUCGAUGGCUGGUCACUUCCUGUCAAAACGGAUGAAAAUUGUUGUUUACAAAAAUAUCCUUUUCCAGCAUCGAUUUAUCAAAAAACCUAAAAUGUAGCGAUGGGCAGCGAUAAAGAAAGUCAUCGGCUAAAGAUCUGGUGAAAUGGGUUCACGAUUAAGGGCAAACCCUGAGAGAAUAUUUGAAGUUUUCCUUGAAGUAGCCAAGCCUGACGGAGAAAAGGAUGGAAAGGGAACGUUUAUUGUCCAAAAGUAUCCUCCAACUUUUAAUGAUGAGGAUACCCUCAAAUCCGUGCCCAGUUUUGCUUUCCCCUGCGAGACAGACAGGUAUACGACAACCGUGGACCAUUUCACCUUUGUGUUGACGGACUUGGAAAGUAAAUACAAGUUUGGGUAUUGCCGCUAUGCCACUGGAGCUCAGACAUGUUUGUGCAUCGUCAGCUGCCUGCCUUGGUUCGAGGUUUUCUACAGCCUCCUUAACCUGUUGGCCGAGAUGAUCAACCGGAGUGAAGACAACGAUGUAACGGAACUUCUACGGGCAGCGUACGCUAAUGGCGUCCCUUCUCCUAACAUGCCAACCACUAUUGUGGCAGGACAAGAGUUUUGGAAAUUCACACCACCAGAUCUAGAAAAACUUCCAAGUAUUCCCACAAGUAGGAAUUUAACAGAGUAUUACAAUGCAGUGGAUACUGAGAAAAUGAUGAUCAUUUUUGCCAGCAUGCUUAAUGAGCGGCGUAUUUUGAUAACAUCCAAACGACUGAAUCGUCUGACAGCCUGUGUGCACGCUUCUGCAACUCUUCUUUACCCAAUGCACUGGCAACACUUAUUCAUUCCAGUUCUACCAGCUUUCCUUAUUGACUACCUCAGUGCACCAAUGCCAUAUUUAAUAGGAGCUCAUAAAUCACUAGUAGAGAAAAUGAGAGACAGUGAGCUAGGUGAUGCUGUUGUGGUGGAUGUUGAUGAGAAUAAAAUCCUGAAGAACUGUUUUAAUGACUUAGAAGAACUGCCAUCAGAUAUUCAAUCCUACUUGAAGAAACACCUAAAGAAGGACAAGAUAGCACUUGCUAUGGGAACAUCUGGUGAUGCCAUUCCAAGAACCUUCCUCAUGGCACUUGUCAAGUUAAUAGGAGGCUACAGGGAUGCCCUAAAGUUUCAUCCAGGAGAAGAGAUUACAUUCAAUCCUCAGGCUUUUGUACAGUCCAGACCAGAAAAUAUGCAACCAUUCCUAGAAAAAAUUCUUCACCUGCAGAUAUUUCAAGAAUUCAUCAAUGAAAGAUUGGACAUGUUAAACUGUGGAGAGGGAUUCACAGAUAUUUUUGAGAGAGAGGCCAUGACAAGGGCAGAUAAAUUGAAUACUCAAUCUCGCUACAAAGACUGGCUUCAUAACGUUAAGUCGCAGGGUAAAAGGUUUCAGAGAGGAGGCAAGGAUGUUUGGGCAGAUUUCAAGGAAAAGGCUGCUCCAACUGUUACCAAUAUGAUGGAUAAUAUUCGAGACAGAACAAAGAAAAAUUUCUCCAACAUUAGAGACAGAUUAAAUGACCUUCAAAAAUCCAAGGAUGAAAGUAAAUCUUCACGUUCACCUGGGGUCCGUCACGAUCGACCGAAAACCAUCAAUCUGGGACAAGACCUGCGCGCCCAGCGACCAAUGAGGCCAGGAAAAUCCCCUGACACGCAGUCUGUGAAGUCUUUAAAGGUCUAUGGAACUCAAGAAAGGAUGACAAAGUACAAGAUAAUUGAAGAAAAAGAGAAGACGCAGGAUGACUCUGGAAUGGAUUUACCUUACAACCGAGUUAGUAUCAAUCUCCUAGGUGACCCUGACAUCCAGAAUGCCCUGAAUAAAUCGGCCAGUGCUGAAGACCUUGUCUCCCCGCGGGGGUACUCCUUGAUUGACAUGGCCGAGGAAUCAGAUUCCUCCUGCAACAGUUCCCCUGCUUUCUCCUCCCUCAUAGAGAUUGAUUCCCACAGUAUUGGAUCCACUGGCACCCAGGACAGCUUCAGUGCUCUCCCCUUGGCCGAUGGCUCAGACUCUCAGAGCAAUACAUCAGACUUUGAAAACAUAGGCUCUCGACCAGUGGCUCCACCAAGGCGUAAGAAGAUGGAAAGGAAUAAGAAUGAAAAUCUGGUUGUGAAGGAUCGGAUAAUAGGUGCUAGACCCAGGCCUGCACCUAGGAAAAGUCUAACAGACGAAGUGAAAGUAGAAGCUGAACAAGUUAAAACUGAAAGUGAAACAAAGCCAGCGGAAGUGUCUAAGCCCCUGAUUCAAUUAGAUUCGGUGGAUGAUGAUUUUGAUCCGUUCUCCUCACCUAAAUCACAAACUGUUGGAACAGUCGCGACACUGAGAGAGAUAAGUGAAGGAUCACCAUUGCUUAAGAGAGCAGACGCUUUUAAGAAACAGAACGGCAGAACACCAAGAGACAAUUCCUCUGAAAGGAAAACUGAUAGUAAUGUGACACAACCAAAGGGACUGGAUGGCAUUGAAACUUUUGAUCCAUUAAGUAACCCUUCUUCAGAACAAACAGAAGCCAAGGAAGAACCCAGGAAAAGUGUGCACGAACUAAUGCAGGCCUGGGAACUAAAUAACUUACCCAUAUCCCAAAACCCAGCCCACCCUGGAGCAAAACCUUCUCUUGCACAAAAGUCACAUUUAGGCUUUCCCAGCCCUCCCCAUUUCACUUCUAGUCAACAUCAACCCCUCUCUAGACUAAGUAAUUUUUCCCCUCACAAAAUUCAACAGGCCUCUGUAGAAAUGUCUGGCCAUAGACUUGCCCAUUCCUCUGUGCAUUCUUCUGUGGCGUCCUCUCAUCAUACCAGUGGUAGCUCCGUGGGGAGCUCCACCGCAUCAGCUGACCGAUCGUCAGAUCCGUUCACAGACUUACUAGAACAGUCACUUAAAAGCGGGGGAAGUCCCUCGCCACAGAAAAAAUGGGAGACAUUUGAAUAACUGUGUUUUGAAUGGGUAACAGAGAAGGUUUUAGUGGUAUCAUGUGCCAGAAAUGUGUUGGGAUUCGGUAGUAUUUAUGUAGUUCUGUUAAUUACAAUAUCUAUGAAUGAUAAUGCUACUCCAUUAUUUUUGGCUGGUCUACUUUUAUUGCCAUCUAUGAAUGGUUCAAGAACUAAGUGACUGCUUAUCACUCUAUAUUUAUUAAACUAUAUUUUUCCCCCCCCCCCCCCCCCCAAGAUUUUAGAAUUUUUAAUUUAAAAAUGCUUUUUUUAGUGAUUAUGAUGUUUAAAAAUCCAAGACUAAAGAGAAGCUAAAUCAAAUUAUUUUUUAUCAUGUUUAUAAAAUUAUUACUAACUUUACAUAUACUUAUUCCGUAUUUGCAUUAAUGGCAAAUUUACAAAUCAAAUUUUGUACUCUUUAAUAACAAUAAAUAGCAUUUAAAAGGAAGAAAAAACAUUCCAAAUUACAAUAAGAAAUAUUUGAGAUACUGAUUAUAUUAAUUUAAACAAAACAGAAUAGAUUUCUGGGCUUUGUUAAACUGGUGUAGCCGGACUGUAAUUUCAAAUGUUCUUCCAGUUUAGUAUUACAGUAAAACUUGUUGAAUAAGGUCACCAUUGUUUCCAUAGAAAUCGGUUGUAUUAGAAAACAUUCUGGAUUAGACAGCAUUUCAACCAAUUAAAUUUACUUAUAGAAACUUGAUGUUUACUUUUAUAGAGACUUGAUGUUUACUUUGUAUUAGGCAAGAGUUCGGAAUAAAAUAACAUCCAGAUAAGACAAGUUUUACUGUACUAUAUGAUUUUAUGCAAUUUAAUGAAUGAAAAAUACAUGUAUUUCCACCUUUCUGCCUCUUUGUAAUAGAAAUUUGCUCAGAUGAAGGAUACCUAUACAGUGAGGAAUGGAAGUGAGCUAUCAAUAUAUGGAGCACUGAGCAGCAGCCACAAAUAAAAUGGCUCAAAUAAUAAUUUCUUUAAAAAGCAUGCAAAGGUUAGAUAUUUACUACCGGGUAAUUAUUAUCAGUACUGAAAACUAAAAUUGAUCAGAUUUUAAAUGGUACCCUUGAAACCAAAUAUUCCAUAUCAUAGGUUAUUAUAACAAACCUUUGAAUAGUAUACCAGUAUUUCAGAUCGAUAUAUUGCUUGAAAUGUGUUUUUAUGCGAUAAUCAAGCCCAAACAAGUUUUGUCAGUUUGCAGGUCUAUAGAAGAAUUUGUCACUCGUUUUCCCCAUCUUGUUUUUCAAUUGCUCUCUGUUUAAGAUUUAAUGUUAAUGAUGUUUUAGUCUUGCUUGUAUGUAAAAAACAAAUAUAUUUUUAUGAAAGAGUG